Molecule: messenger RNA, 3057 nt
Organism: Cladophialophora immunda
Lineage: Eukaryota; Fungi; Ascomycota; Eurotiomycetes; Chaetothyriales; Herpotrichiellaceae
Exons: 2
Coding region: 187-2214 (675 amino acids)
Source: RefSeq, a predicted model, not a curated record
CCCACUGGCAAGCGCGGGCGAUCGAUUUGGUCGGCCACAGAAACCACGAACCAUCUCGCUGUCCAUUGCUCCUAGCAUUCACUCCAUGAGGGCACACAUACGACAUCUGUCCUAUCCCUGUUGUAAGUCAGUCGUAUUGUUCUAUCCUCUAUUUCCACAGAGAGUUCCUUUCACCACUGUGACACCAUGGAUCGACCGCCUUCGAGGUCGCGAGCUCCCAUGAGCAUGGAGGCCUUGCUUGAUGAAGAAAACAGAGAAGUUCUAGCUGCCCUUGAUCGAAAACGACCCUCCAGUCCCAUUCCCAGGUUCAAACCUCCUAGGACCGCCACUCCGCCGCCCGUCCGCAGCAUGCUUGACGUCGACUCUCCGACUCCGCGACAUGGCUCCAUAGCGGGCAUCGGUGUUGGAGUCACGAGUCCCAAUUCAUCUAGAAAGCCGGCCAAAGAACUCGAUCCCUCAGACCCCAGUAGCUGGACCUCUCCUCAUUCCAGCAAACCGAGCUCCCCCGUCCUCACCAAGACCUCUCCAGUGACCACGAGACAGCGGAACUCGUCAGAGACCGAACGGCCGGUGGGGUUGCCAAAGAUACAGGCGGACGAGAAGCGAGGAUUCGAGCAAAAUUAUCAGUUUGAUAUCUCCUCAAUACCUUCAUCUUCAUCUGCAUCGCGCUCUUCCCCGGAUAACAAGAGACCACGUGAGGGUUCUGGCUCCGCCAUGGCCGCUGCUUUGUCCGGGGAUCUCGCUUCCCUCCAUGUAGGCGUCCCAGCAGGGGGCCAUGGAAGACAUAAUUCCACCGUGGGUGUCGGUGCUAGCUCAAGAUCUCCAUCCUCACGCAUUCGGAAGCCUGAACCCCCAAAAGCAGGAUUCCUCAGCCCCACCAGUCCAUCAGGUCCCUUAACGACGAGAUCCGGAACUGUUGUGGACGAUCAGGCGCAUCUUCGAUUGUCGUCAGGUAGCUUCUCGACUGCAACCGAAGAUUCAGAAGAAGGAUUUGAUCGUUUCACCAAGGACCGUGUUGCGGGUGAAGAGGAUGCUGUGGACGACAGUGACGAGGAUGUCUUGUCUCCCAGUAGUGAUGAAGACGAGACUAGGGGUCGGUCGGAAAGACGAAAACUGUCAGCCACCACGGCAGCCACCGAUGCAAAGUCCUCUGCCACGAAUGGUGCUUCAUCACCUGAGGGUGUCAAGAGAACCUCGCACUCUCAACAAUUCGUCAGGUCGCUACUUGAGCCAUCCAUUUCCAUUACCAGUCCCACAGGAGAAAAUGUGACAGAUCAGAAAGGUGACACGGGUACACCUAUUAGACGGUCGUCUGUGACAUCGGCUGAGGAAGAUGAUGAUGAGGAAGCCGCCAUCAGGAAGGCCAAAACUCUGGCGUUGAAUAUAUCACCACUUGACUCCACCGUGGCCGACCGGCAUGUGCGAAUCAUUCUGCGCGGGAACUGGGCGCAUUUCUACCAAGAGUCGGAGGUCGGCAAAAGGACGGCAAGACUCUAUCUCCUUUGCAGUGAUCAAAGCGUUGAAGCAAGCUAUGCCAUGGAAUGGGUUGUAGGCACCAUGAUGAGGGAUGGUGAUACUCUCCUUGCCAUCUACGCAAUUGAGGAUGAAAGUUCUGGGAAGACUACCGAAGCCGAAAGAGAGAUUCUGACAGCCGAAGGUAGCAAGGCUGGAAAAGACGCUUCCGCCGUCAUGCAGACUCUGACCCGCCAGACAACACAGGGAGGUGGCACCAGUUUCGGAUUAGGAAAGGAAUCACAGUAUAUCCCCGCCACUGAAGUCGAGAGCCUUACUGGCAGUGUCGACGCAAGAAAAGUCUCUAAGAAAGAAAUGGAGCGUUUAAAAGCUAUCGAGGGCUUGACACAGGAUUUUGUCAAGUUGGUCCGCAAGACGACACUGCAAGUGAGAUGCAUGGUCGAAGUCAUACACUGCAAGAGUCCAAAACAUUUGAUUCUUGGAGCGAUUGACGAGCUCGACCCAACUCUCUGCGUCGUGGGCACGCGUGGCCGCAGUUCUCUGAAAGGCGUCCUCCUUGGAUCCUUCUCCAACUAUCUUGUCACCAAAUCCUCAGUGCCAGUCAUGGUUGCGCGCAAGAAAAUGAGGAAGACCCACUCGAACACCCGCAUCAGUAGCUCUAAAGUACGUUUAACCAACAAUUUGAUGGCCAGCCAUCUUCCCCCCAAACGACGAGGCUUGCAACAAGCGAGAAUUGAUUAGCGGUCAAAAAAUGGUGCACGGCAGGGACAUCCAGAGCAGAAACCAGCCGAGUCACCAGCCAAAAAGAAACAGAAGAAGCGCAAGAUUGACUGGAAGGAGCGAGAAGCCAAGCUACAGGAGCAGCAGGGGAGGAUUGAUUAGCAAUCAGAAAAGGAGAACCAGAGAAUGCAAUGGGAGGCGAGUCAAGCCGAGUGGGAAAAAAGGAGGCAGAACAGUGGCGACGACAAGGGCAAGAGGACGGGAGCGGUCGAAGAUAUCGAAGCCGGCAGCGGGCAGCUCAUGGAAACAAAGCAAUUGGAACGCACGGAUUCUAAUGACUCAUUACUCCCUAAGUUGUCUGUCGAAGCCGUGCAAGAAGCGGCGACCACUUCGAGUCUAUUGCGGAAGAAAUUGUCCAUCGCACACCUUUUCAGUCCAAUGUUCAUGUCUCGACCUGACAGCUGAGACACAAUGGAAUGGCACGAGAGAUGUUAAUGGCGGCAUUCUCAGCAUACAGACUGUUAUCUAGUUAUGAACAGGGCGGAAGAGAUCCGUCAGCGGGACGUCUGGCCACCAGAGUUAACAUCGGACGAGGAUAUGUCGAGGAUCUAGAGACGCAGCGACAGCGGAGCACAAGCGUUAGCAUGACAGAAAGGAUCAACGGCGCACCCAGGGCCGACGGUCGAAGAUUGGAAAUGACGAUUGUGAAUGAAUGUUAUGAUAGUCGAUAGUGGUUGCUGGGCGAAAGGGAACAGUGUUCAAACGCUUCUGCUUCGACACAGACGCCCAGCUGGAGUAAUAUAGCACAAAGCAGCAUGAAAACAAAGCAAUGCAAGACAAUCAACGGCGAUGCACAACUUCAAC